UCGCCUGUAGUCGCCAUGGCAUCGACGAGAUCGAUCCAUAAGGACCAAUGAAUCAAGGUGAAGCUCCUGUUCCCCGCCGAAAUUCUCGCGGAGCCACUCGCCGAGCAUGGAAGCUGGGCUUCGAGAAGGUGAUCAAUACAGGUGGACAGGGGAACCGACGUUUGCGGCGUGGCCGCUCGCGGGGCCUAAAGGAGAGUCACCACUUCGAGUCUGUGGAGAUUCCCUUGAAGUUCACUUCCGCAUGGGAGAAAGGCUUCCGUGGCAUUUUGGGAGCUGUGUUCUCAGAACUUCUGCAGGAUCGCUUAGCAGAUUGUCGUGAAGCCCCGGAAGAGGCGAUAAGCAUCGACAAACGCAAUCGCUUGUUCUUCUUGUUGAUGAACAUCUUGGAUCACAGCAGGGCCUUUGAAACAGUGGCGAAGAUGCCAACGGCAGAAGAACUUCAAGGAGACCAAGAAGGCGCGGAGAAGGGCGAGCCUCUUUGGAAGCUCGUGAUGAACGCGAGCGGCAAAGAUGGAAGGCAAGACAAGGCGAACAGCACCUCUCGUGUAGAGGUCCUGGCGAGAGCACAGGACGAAGGCGUCUCCGAGGUUGCUCGAGUCAGCAGGACGUUUUCGGAGCAACGCCGAGGCAACUUCCAUGCGUGGCAUGACUUUUGGAGUUUCUACCGCCAAAUCGACAAGAACACACCGGAGAGUCAUGGGAGGAGACCAUGGCAGCGACAGCUGGAUCUCCUCAGUGAGGCGCAGUUGCCACAUGAUGCCAAGCAGCUCUUGAAACACAUGAAGACUGUGCCUUCCUUUCGCUCCGGGGCACCGUCGUCGGACGAAUCCAUGUCCAGCGAUUCCGGAAGCGACGGACCUGACCUUGCACCCCCACAUGCAGAGUCCAGACGUCGCAUGGCGCGCAUGGAAGAGAACAAUCCGCUGCUGGACCGACGUUCCCCGGUGAUGCGCUACAGCAGCUACCAGGAGCACAAGAAGUGUCGAACGGUGCUGAAGAAUGUGACCUUGCCCGCCAAAUGCCCUUUGACGCUCAGAAGCUCCGGCAAGGAGUAUCGCUCUCCGCGCCGUCUGGGGCUGUCCUUGAGUGGCCUACCGACACUGGACGAGGAACGAUCUCGAAAACCGCAGCUUCACUUUGGCGCCAGCACGGCAAGAGGAGAUUUCCUCAGUAUGCGCUGUCGCUUGGAGCACAAGCAGGCGGAGAUGGUUUCGGAGCCCCUGAGGGCCAUCAAGCAGAUGGCCAGUGAAGAGCCCUCAUCGAAGUGGCAGCCAGGGACAGAGAACUGGGUACAACUUCGCAACUGGAGGGCUGAGAAAGGAACGGCUUUUGGAGGGGAAAACACGAUGUUGGCGUGUCCUUUGACCUUCUUGAAACCCGAGAUGCCUCAAGUCAAGCCAUCUCCCCUGCCGGAGUUCCAUCGUCCGUGGUCCGCCGAGCGAGGGAAGCAACCAGGGCUGAAUCACUUGCCGCCGCUGCAGCGCUAUGCCAAGGUGUGUAUGGACUGUGGUCUCCAACCUCAACAAGCGGUGGUCAGUUUUCUGGGGAGGCAGCUGCCGUUCCUGGAUUUGCGAAGUUUGGCCUUCUCGGACGAGGAUUUCUUGGCGCUCACGGCGGCCUUCCCGGACACAGGAGUCUUGGAACAACUUGACCUGGGCGACAACUCUAAGAUCAGCGACCGCUCGGCAUGUCCAUUGCUUCAGAUUGUGGCAGCCAGAUAUGCUGAUAAGCUGCAGGCUCUUCGCUUGGAUCGUUGCAUUCACAUUGGACGCAAGUGCAUUCAGCUCCUAACGCGACUGAUCCAUGGGCCCAUGGCCAGCUUGAAGCGCCUGGAUAUCUCGGGAGUCUACGUAAGCGUUUGCGACUACCAAAAACUGGCGAAUGCCAUCGAACGACACGAGCAGCUACGGGAAGUGUCAUUGGCCAGAACGGGCAUCAGUCCAGACCUUUCGACCAAGGUGCUGCCGAAUCUGGUUCGCAACUCGCGGAUUCUCAAGAUGGAUCUGGGCUACAACCACUUUGACCCCGAAGCUUUCAGCGUGCUAGGCAAUAGCUUACUGAAGGGAAGCCAAGUGGAGUACUUGGGUUUGGCCAAGACGGCUUCAUGCAUGGCCUCGCUACCUAUGACGGGUUUUCUGGAGCAAUUGCCGGCAGACAAAAGCCUCAAAUUCUUGGACCUGUCAGACAAUAUGUUGGACGAGAGUUCGGCCAUCAUGCUGGAGUAUGGUCUGCAGACCCAUCCAUCCAUAGAGCUGCUGGACGUCUCCACCAAUCCUCUGGGGCAGGCGGGAUUGGGGUCCUUGGCUCGGUUGUUGUCCUCGGAGAAAUGUCCACGACUGGCGGAAAUUCGAUUGGAAGACGUGCAGGCCUCGGAGAACCGUGACGUGGCCAUGGGUCUCUUUGAUUUGGACCCUUCGGGGCAAUACAGCUUCGACAUGGCGCAGCCCGGUCAGCGUACCGCCUUUCGGCUCUUGCUCUCGCAGCUGAGCGACUAUGGCAGCCGCAGCCAGUACAUCAAGAGCGCAACGUUAUCCAACGCACCGUACAACGUGGAUGGUGUCCGAAGGCGGAAGAACAUUUGGAACGUCCCCAGCUCUGGGACUUUGGAAUUGCUGCUGAGCCUUAGUGACUUCUUGCUGAAAGAUGAGGGCGACCACGACUGUUUGUUUUCCCCUGUGGUGGAACGGAUGUUCCGGAGAAGGAAACGCACCUUGACGUCCAGGCGCCGGGCCUUGGCGGUGCUGCAGAAGGUGAGUAGCCUCAAGGGGCCCAUCUUCGACGCCUUUGUCAUGGCCUUGUUGCACUACUUUCAACUCUCCACGGAACAGGUGAUGGCGAUCUACAUGAACCAAGGUGACAAAGCCAAAGAGACGCUCAUUCGGAUGUUGCCAUCGCUGAUGUCGCCGCAACCCUUGAUGCACGCGGCACGCAACACGGACUCGCUGAAGGAGCUCCUGGAUUUCGAACAGGCGGCAGAUGGGCACAUGAGUCUCAACUUGGAAAAUCCCAGUGGACACUAUGCGCUUCGGAUGGAAUCAUUGCCAGCGAGGGUUGUAGCGCAGCAUUUGCUGCUGCUGAACCGAUGGCAGCUGCACCUAUGGCGGAAGGCCGGUCUGGUGGAUGUCAGCAUGGAUGGCAAGGGGAAAUGCCUCCGAAACACCCUGUUGGACGGGCGCUUGGUGAGCUGGGCAGAGAAUGAUUGGCGCUUACCGGCCUCGGGGCAGCUCUCCUUCGAUUUUGUGGCUCUAUAUAGGCCACCAGCGGACUGUUCCACAGUGAGCUUUGAUGCCUGGGGGCAAGUGCUGGCAGCCUUGGCGGACUUAGUGGCUCCAAAGAUCAGAGAGGGAGACAAGGAGGAUCCGCUGGUGCGAAAACAAGUGGCCAAAGUUCAAUGGGCUCUUCGAGCGAUCAGUUCACGGGUCUGGCUUCUCACCCGGCAGCUGAGGAACCUGCUGUGCAUCUUCCUGAACCGCCAAGACCGUGGAGAAACUUUGACGACCUUCUUCUUGCGCUGUGUGGACUGGCCCAUCAACGGCAAAUGUUGCCAGCCCAAGUUCUCGCGGCACCACUGGAAGCUUCUGAGCCAAAGGUUGGGAUACCUGAACCUGUUCCCCUAUGGACAGCCGGAAAUGUCCUUCCACGUCAUCGAUCUGGAGCAGUGCGACCAACGUCGCUGCUUCCAUACCCUAGUUCGCUUAGCUUCGGCUGAGGAUAGUGUGAACAUCAAAAAUCCCAUGAUCGACAAAGACGCCAAUCCAAACGUUCCAGCUUUCCAACCCUUCGUAGCAGGUAUUCCAAAAUCUUGGGAUGAACUGGAAAACAUCCCAGCCCAGGGUUUGGUACAAUGCACCUACAACUGUGCGGUGGAUCGGCAAAAUCUCAAGGUGCGGCGCCGACUGGCAUCCUUGGUGGGCGGCUGGACGCAUCUGCCAGACACGGCCUUCGACUUUUGGUCAUGCCUGGAUGAUGUUCCCCAGGAGGUUCUCAAGGUGGUGAUGUUCAUGAUCCGCCAAUGGGGCAGCACCGAUGCGGCCUUCGCAGCGUUGAAUACGCAGCCGGACAACAUGUUGAACCUCAAGGAGUUUGUGGAUGGUCUCACAAAAGCGGGCUGUUGCAAAGCACGAAGGCCCAAGAAGAUUGGGGUUCCAGGAUUGCAAAGUGCCAUUGCGAAGCCCAUGAUGCGCAGCGACGUGCCCGAUGAUGAGACGGACGCAGCACAGGUGGAAGUGAUUUCCAGUGUGUUCCGCUACCUGGAUACCUCCCACGACGGUGAUAUCUCGGCCCGAGAGUUCGAGACCUUGGAGCGGGUCUGGCGGGAACUGCAGCAGUCGAUGUUUGAGUUGAAACGUGAUCUCGAAGUCUAUUAUGGCUCGCUGCAGAAUGCCUUCGAAGCCAUUGAUUUAGACGAGAGCGGUGCCAUUUCUUUCGAAGAGUUCAAGAAGUGUGUUGAAGCCACGCACUUUGAUGGCCCAGUGCAAGAGAUCUUUAUGUUCAUUGAUUUGAAUGGCGAUGCGGAAAUCGAUGGACCUGAGUUCUUUGAGCUCGAAACCUACAGCCAUUCGCCUCCUUUGCCCGACCACACGGAUGGAAAACUGGCAAAGCUUCAACGACUCUUCCGCUGAUUUGUGCGGCGGCCAGAAAAGUCAGAGCAAUGUACAAUGUGU
Molecule: messenger RNA, 4664 nt
Organism: Cladocopium goreaui
Lineage: Eukaryota; Dinophyceae; Suessiales; Symbiodiniaceae
Source: the annotation of a GenBank genome assembly